Messenger RNA from Kwoniella mangroviensis CBS 8507, 531 nucleotides. RefSeq lists its product as uncharacterized. NCBI's taxonomy places the organism in Eukaryota, Fungi, Basidiomycota, Tremellomycetes, Tremellales, Cryptococcaceae. The transcript has 3 exons. The record is from RefSeq and is a predicted model, not a curated record. Bases 1 to 531 code for a protein of 176 amino acids.
AUGUUUUACCAAUCUUCGAUCCUUGCCAUACUCGCUUUAUCGACUAUAUCGACUUUUGGAUCGCCCAUACCCGCUCCUACACCUAUGGAAACAGGAGGAUUGAAGCAGGCUACAAGGGAUGAAAUCAUCCCUAGACACAAUAAACCUAAACGAGCUUUACCUUCACCUGCGCCUCCUCCAAGGGAAGUCCGAUCUGGCGAACCGGUAUACUCUUUGUAUUUCCAAGGUUCAGGUGUGAUUGAGAACGAUACUAAUCCAGGUAAGAAACACGCAUCAACCAUAACCAUCCCAGGAGCUACCACCCAGAACUCAGCUAUCAAACGAUGUGCAGACCAUGCCGCUCAGACUGAAGAUGGUUAUUUCUCGUUCCAAUUAUAUUACGAUACCCCAUCUUCCAUCGAGGAAGGUUCGUGGAUCUGUACAGCUUAUUACGAGGUUAACACGGAUACUAGCUAUUUCAAUAUUCAAAGACCCACUGCUGGUCCUGUAUUUGGUUAUUCCGUUAAUACAGAUGGUAGCGCAAUCCCAUAA